This is a messenger RNA of Funneliformis caledonium, 188 nucleotides long. NCBI's taxonomy places the organism in Eukaryota, Fungi, Glomeromycota, Glomeromycetes, Glomerales, Glomeraceae. The record is from the annotation of a GenBank genome assembly.
AAAAAACACAAGAAACUUAUCAAAAGAGACAUCAUCAAUCUGAUGUAUCAGCUGAAUAUUCAACACAUGUUAUUGAUCAGACACAAGAACCUCAACCAAAACGUGUUAAUAUAAGUAAACAUCAAACAACAGAGGAAGAAUUAGCAAUACUAACACCAUUAGUGAAUGCUACUCCAACAGAAGAAUAG